This is a messenger RNA of Cladocopium goreaui, 1009 nucleotides long. NCBI's taxonomy places the organism in Eukaryota, Dinophyceae, Suessiales, Symbiodiniaceae. The record is from the annotation of a GenBank genome assembly.
GACGUUGGAGAGACUUUCCCAGGAACCGAGCCUGGAUUCUACAGCUUCCUCUGUGGACUUCGUGAUUCAGGAGUCCACAGCGUUCCGAAAUACCUUCUUGACAGCUGUUGCCCCAAAUUUGGGAAUCACUGCAGAUCCUUGGAUUCAGGCAUGGCUGGAUGUCAGGCUCAAGCUUGGGAUCGACUUCACGCUGGGCCUACCGACGCUGCCGGCUCCCAACUCAGAUGGGCUACCAACAAAAAGGCCCUUGAGUACAGACGAGAUGAAGCAGUGGUUGCGUUUGAUUCUCAGCUCAAAAGGGGUGAACCUUGAUGGGAGACGAUUGACAUCGCACAGUUGCAAGUGCACAUUAUUGAGCUGGUUGGCAAAACAUGGUGAUGACUGGGCCGAUCGAAUGGCCUUAGGUGGACAUGUCUCUUUCAUGAAGUCAGCGAUUGUUUACAGUCGCGAUGCAAUGGCGAGACCCAUCAGGGUUCUGGAAAAGCUGCUUCUAGAUGUCAGGUUGGGCCGUUUUUGCCCUGAUGAAUCCAGGAGUGGCCGCUUCAAGGACGUCUCGACUGGACAUGCUGACAUUGGCAGUGACUUUGCAGAUGUUGGUUUUGGUGACAACAGUUUGGACCUGGUUGGACCGGUGCAACCGAACAAGUUGGACGAUGACAUCAUAGUCAUUGACAGUGAUGAAGCCGAGACAAACGAUGUCAAACAUGAGACCGCUGGUGGUAGCAGUUCAGACUCAGAUGUCCUCACAACUUCGUCCAGCGAAGAUGAAGCAGGGGCCCGUUGUUCUGGUGCCUCGAGGGUGAUGCGUCUGCCAACGGUUCCAGACUCCUUGAAGCUCAUUCAACACACCAAGUACAAGACUCUGCAUUUGAUGGAGAAACAAAACGAAAAGAUCAUGCUUUGUGGCCGUGCAAUUGUGCAGGGGCGAUAUGAUGUUGCGAACGAGGCGCGAUUUGAUACGCCAUGUUGCCAUCAGUGCUGGAAGCACAAACCAGAAUACGACACUUGA